CAAGCAGGAGCUGGGAGCGAGUGCAUUGCGAGGCGGGCUGGAGGGAGGGAGGCGUGAAGAGAGCGAGGGUGGCUGCUGGAGGGAGCCUCCGCCUCCGCUGCACCAGCCCGCUCGGGUCCCGGCGGAGACCAUGGGGAGCUCCGAGCGGGGAUCGCGCGCUGCUCCGGCGCCCAGCCUCCUGCAGCCGUGAAGAGCUGAGUCGGGACUCCCCCCCAACCCCAGAGUCGCGGGGAGGAUGACUAUGGCUGGGGGCAGGAGGGGGCUGGUUGCCCCCCAGAACACGUUUCUGGAGAAUAUUGUCCGGAGGUCCAAUGAUACCAACUUUGUGCUGGGCAACGCUCAGAUAGUGGACUGGCCCAUCGUCUACAGCAAUGAUGGAUUUUGCAAGCUAUCAGGAUACCACAGGGCAGAAGUCAUGCAAAAAAGCAGUACCUGCAGUUUUAUGUAUGGGGAGCUGACAGACAAAGAUACGAUUGAGAAGGUGCGACAGACGUUUGAGAACUAUGAAAUGAACUCUUUCGAAAUCCUGAUGUACAAAAAGAACAGGACACCUGUGUGGUUCUUUGUGAAAAUUGCUCCAAUUCGAAAUGAACAGGAUAAAGUGGUUUUAUUUCUUUGCACUUUCAGUGACAUAACAGCUUUCAAACAGCCAAUUGAGGAUGAUUCAUGUAAAGGCUGGGGGAAAUUUGCCCGGCUAACCAGAGCACUGACAAGCAGCAGGGGCGUCCUGCAGCAGCUGGCUCCCAGUGUGCAGAAGGGUGAAAACGUCCACAAACAUUCCCGCUUGGCUGAGGUCUUACAGCUGGGUUCAGACAUUCUUCCCCAGUACAAGCAAGAGGCACCAAAGACUCCCCCUCACAUCAUCUUACAUUAUUGUGUUUUCAAGACCACCUGGGAUUGGAUCAUCUUAAUCUUAACUUUCUACACUGCCAUUUUGGUCCCUUACAAUGUCUCCUUUAAAACAAGGCAGAACAAUGUGGCCUGGCUGGUUGUGGACAGUAUUGUGGAUGUCAUCUUCCUGGUGGACAUUGUACUUAAUUUUCAUACUACCUUUGUUGGACCAGCUGGGGAGGUGAUCUCUGACCCCAAACUCAUCCGAAUGAAUUACCUGAAGACCUGGUUUGUGAUUGACCUGCUGUCCUGUUUGCCAUAUGAUGUCAUCAAUGCAUUCGAGAAUGUGGAUGAGGGAAUCAGCAGCCUGUUUAGCUCACUAAAAGUUGUUCGACUCCUACGCCUGGGACGAGUGGCCCGCAAGUUGGAUCACUAUAUUGAGUAUGGAGCUGCAGUCCUUGUCCUGCUGGUGUGUGUGUUUGGACUGGCAGCCCACUGGAUGGCCUGUAUCUGGUAUAGCAUCGGGGACUAUGAGAUCUUUGACGAGGACACAAAAAUGAUCCGCAACAACAGCUGGCUCUACCAGCUGGCUAUGGAUGCUGGGACACCUUACCAGUUCAAUGUGUCUGGCCUGGGCAAGUGGGAAGGUGGCCCAAGUAAGAAUUCUGUCUACAUCUCUUCCUUGUAUUUCACCAUGACCAGCCUCACCAGCGUGGGAUUCGGGAACAUUGCCCCCUCCACAGACAUAGAGAAGAUCUUUGCAGUUGCUAUAAUGAUGAUUGGCUCCCUCCUAUACGCCACCAUUUUUGGGAAUGUGACCACCAUUUUCCAGCAGAUGUAUGCAAACACCAACAGGUACCAUGAGAUGCUCAACAGUGUCCGGGACUUCCUGAAGCUCUACCAGGUGCCAAAGGGACUCAGUGAGCGAGUCAUGGACUAUAUUGUGUCCACUUGGUCCAUGUCCAGAGGCAUCGACACUGAGAAGGUCCUCCAGAUAUGCCCCAAGGACAUGAGGGCUGAUAUAUGUGUGCACCUAAAUCGGAAGGUGUUCAAGGAGCAUCCAGCAUUUCGGCUGGCCAGUGAUGGCUGCCUCCGGGCCCUGGCCAUGGAAUUCCAGACGGUUCAUUGCGCCCCCGGUGACCUCAUCUACCAUGCUGGCGAGAGUGUCGACAGCCUCUGCUUUGUGGUUUCGGGUUCUUUAGAAGUGAUUCAGGAUGAUGAAGUGGUAGCCAUCUUGGGAAAAGGAGAUGUAUUUGGAGAUGUAUUCUGGAAGGAAGCCACACUUGCCCAGUCCUGUGCCAAUGUCAGGGCCUUAACCUACUGUGACCUGCAUGUGAUUAAGCGGGAUGCUCUGCAGAAAGUGCUAGAAUUCUACACAGCCUUCUCUCACUCCUUCUCAAGGAACCUCAUCCUCACAUACAAUCUGAGGAAAAGGAUUGUGUUUCGGAAGAUCAGUGAUGUGAAGAGGGAAGAAGAAGAGCGAAUGAAACGGAAGAACGAGGCUCCCCUGAUCCUGCCCCCGGACCAUCCUGUCCGGAGGCUUUUCCAAAGAUUCCGGCAGCAGAAGGAGGCCAGACUGGCAGCCGAGAGGGGAAGCCGGGAUCUGGAUGACUUGGAUGUGGAGAAGGGCAAUGUUCUGUCAGAGCACCCCUCUGCCAACCACACGGUGGUAAAGGCCAGUAUCGUCACCGUCCGGGAGAGCCCGGCCACCCCUGUCUCUUUCCAGUCAGCAUCUACCUCGGGGGUCUCAGAUCAUGCCAAACUCCAUGCCCCUGUGUCAGAGGGCCUGGGCCCCAAGGGGGGUGGAGGGGACUGUCCCCGACGCAAAGGUUGGGCUCGUUUCAAAGAUGCCUGUGGAAAGGGGGAGGACUGGAACAAAGUCUCCAAGGCCGAGUCCAUGGAGACGCUCCCCGAGAGGACAAAGACAUCUGGGGAGGCCACCUUGAAGAAGACAGACUCUUGCGAUAGUGGCAUCACCAAAAGUGACUUACGCUUGGACAAUGUUGGGGAGACCAGGAGUCCUCAGGACCGCAGCCCUAUCCUUGCGGAGGUCAAGCAUUCCUUCUACCCUAUCCCUGAGCAGACCCUUCAGGCCACCAUGCUGGAGGUGAAGCAUGAGCUGAAAGAGGACAUCAAGGCCUUGAACAACAAAAUGGCAAACAUUGAAAAACAGCUCUCUGAGAUACUAAGGAUAUUAACUUCCAGAAGAUCUUCUCAGUCCCCCCAGGAGCUAUUUGAAAUAUCAAGGCCCCAGUCCCCAGAAUCAGAGAGAGAUGUUUUUGGAGCAAGCUGAGAGGCCCAUUUAUUUAAAAAUUAAAAUAAAAAUAUAAACAUUUCAACCCCUCUUCCAGAAACACAUGCGUAGAGCUAAAAUUUUCUUCUCAAAAUAAGAUUUUCUCAUUGAUGGAAAAUCAGUGAGGGACCAGUUGAUCCAGCAUGUCCCCCCCACACACUCUCUAGACAAAGAGGAAUUUGCUACCACCCUGCAAAAUGGCGGCUGUGUUGGAAGUGUCUUAGCACAAAUUUGGAAGAGGGGGUACACUGUUCAAAGAGUAUUUUCCUUUUCUCCUUAGUCUGGACGUUUUGGGUUUUUUACUUCCACGAUGUUUGUAAAAAAAAAAAAAAAAGAAAUAUAGAGGAAAAAAAGAACCCAUCAGCCUUUUGAGGAUUGAAGGGGGAGGUGGGGGUGGCUGGGAAUGUGUUCACAACCAUGUGACCUUCAGUUCCUUUGGACUCCGGAGGGUGUGAUAAUCAUGAGCACCCUCCUGCUGGGCUGCCUUCCUGUACAUUUGUACAGCCAGUAUCCAGUGUCAUAGUAUAUUUUCAUAUCAUAAGAAUCAUUUGUAACAAAGAUGGGGGAAGGAGGGAACAGGUGGAGGGCAGAACUCCUUUUAUCCUUUCAUCUGCCAUGAUCAAGACCAAAAGACAGAUGCAGGGCUUGUGCCUCCCACCAAAAGUUAGAAUCAUGAAGUCCUGGGGAUUUGCCACAGGGCUUGAAACCCCAUGGGCCAUUUGGGGAUGUGCAGGCCCCAGCCCCUUCUCUCGGUCUGCACCCAGUGACUUGGAUUUUUAUGUGUCUCCUAACCAUUUCUCUGUCCCCCAGUCUGCUGAAUGCCUGCAUAGAACCAUGAUUUCUCAUUCCAAAAGACUUAAGAGUUGAGCCAUUUGUCAGAGGUAGGGAGAAAGUCCCUCCUUACCCAGGAUCAUUAGCAGGCCAUUUUUUUUUCUCUGGAGAUCUCACGUGGACACUGGGAACCUCUAAAGUGAUUCCAGGAUCCUGACUGAUUCCUAUCUCCAGGUGCAGGUCUUUCUACUUUCUUCUACCUUUUGGACAAUUACAUAUAUAGAGAACCUUAAUGGGAAAAGAAUGCCUAUGUAGCAUUCCUUGGGGUAUAAUGGAGAUAAAAAAAAUAUCAGGAACCCAGAUUUGACUUUUUUAAGGAUGAUAAUAUUUUGUGGCAUGUUUUUGUUAUAAUUCUCAAUAGAAUUGGCAUUUGCUUUGCCUUUGUCCUUAGCCAGAAAUCAUUGUGGGACAUUUACAAGUCCCCUAGUUGCUGUCUCAUAAACAGAAAUCCUUAGGUUGACUUGUAAGAGCUGUUUAAAAAUGGAAUGGAGUACUACAUUAAGUAGUGAGUUCCCCAGUACUGGAGGGAUUCAAGCAGAAUCUGGAUGACAACCAGUUGGAGAUAGAAACAAGAUGGGGGAGAGCCUUCCCUGGGCUCCCCAAAUGUAUUUAAUUUAGAGCUAGAGGUCAUUGUGGAACAUAUUUUUGGAAAAGUCAAGCCCUCUGUGUCUUAUAUUCUCAACAUUAGAAACAGUAUCAGAAAGCAAAGAGGGGGGAAGGGUUCAAGGACUGUGUUUUCUCUUUUAGCUGAAAAAGAUCAAAGGAACCAGCAUUUCAAGAACAAGAGUAUCUGAGAAUUGGCCCAGUCUAUGCUCCAAACAGGAGCCUACCUCCAGGCCCAUGAAUCAAUGAGCGAUGCAUGAAGGCCCUGCCCCAGCCAACAAUUGUGAUCUUUAUCCCAUGAUGCUUGGGGAAUUUCCAAUGCAACUGGAGUUACUUCCCUAAAUAUUGGUUCCUCCAUGCAAUGUUUUAAGGUGAAGGGUAAAGAAGGCAGAAGGAAAUAUCUGGCUUUAAGACUCAUAGAUGAUUCUGGAAUAUGCAAACCUCUGACGUAGGAUAAAGUUGGCUUGAGGUGUGCCCUACGCAAAGGGACCAGGGACCCAAAAAGAGACUAGAUGUUAGAAGUUCAGUGUUGAGAGCUUAGCCUUAGAAAACCCCAGAUUAGAAAUGCAGCUGUGUCUUAAGCAUCACUGGCCAGCUGGCCAGACCUAGCCUAUCACUGACACUUGAGAAUUCCUGCUCCAAGUUUUAAUUAAAAGCAUCUUUCUUGCAUGGACUCUGUAGAGGGGACGUGACCACGUCCUUUUGCUCAUGCUAGUCAACAUCCUGACAUAAGUCUUCUUUAGGACUUUGAGAUUAUGGUGAGCUGACGUGUUCCAGGCACACAGUGUUUCUGGAAACUUUCUGUUGGGCCCCAUCCCCCUAUCUUUACUCUGCAUCCACAGGAAGCACAAGUAGGGCAAUUGAGUGGGGGUCUUGGCCUUCUAGUUGCUUCCAUGGGCCAGGACUGUCAGGCUCUCUCUCUCUCCACCAUUUCCCUAAAAAACUAGGCCUCAGAGUCCAAGGACAUCAUAAUUUCCAAGAUGACGUCAACGCAUGAAGAGCUUUCAUUUGAGAAUGAUGCAGUAUGUUGCUCUAGAGUUGACUCAGUGGUGUUACUUAAGUCAUGAACAGAAUCACAUAUGAGGAGGAGUAGCAUUUCACUUUUGUGAGGACAGAUACCAGUUGCUUUGUAACUCAACUAAAACUUUGAAGAAAACUCUCACCUCCAACUUCCCAUCCUCUUAUCAACCUGACAGGUUUAUUUAGCAUGUCUGGUGCUUAAUCAGUCUAUCAAGAAGUAUUUACCAAGCACCCCUUAAGUGCCAGAAACAAUGCUCAGCACUAAGGAUAAAAAAGGCAAAAACAAAACAGUCCCUGCCCUCAGCGAGCUCCCACUUGAAUCCAGCAUUCAUUCUAGUGCACCAUGCUAUAGAGAAGAGUGAGCAGAGCACACCUAUAUCUAUCAUCUUCCAGGUUACUGGAAUCUCUACAUGCUUCUGUCUUUUUUUUCUUAGAAAUAAUAUGGGAAAAUGCUAUAAGGUAUGUCUCUAAAACCUCAUGUCCCACCUUUUCUUAGGCAGGGAAUGUUGCAUGAGGAAGGAAAAUCCUGUCUACUUCCAAGGAAGUUUCUGACUCUAGAGAACUAUGCAUGCCAACUCCCAGUUCCAUUAUUUCUUCCUUCUUUCUAACAUACUCCAAGGAUCAAGCCAGAAGCAAUGAUGAGCCAGCAGGUCUAAUGAUGUGCCGGCCAAUAGCGCUAUUCAUCCCCUUCUCCUUUUUCAGUUCCAUCUCCCGAGAGCCGCAUGAUCCAUUGGAGAGUGCACCAGGUUUGGAGUUAGAGGACCUGAUUUUGACUCCUGCCUUUCCAGCUGGGUGACCUUGGGCAAAUCAAUCCAUCACUCCAGGCCUUGGUUUCCUCAUCCAUAAAAUGAAGGGAUUGAACUAGAUGACUUCUAGGACAAGGGUUUUUGACUUGGAGUCUAUGGACUGCCCUUGCCCAAAGGUCUGUGGAUAAAUUUCAGAGGGUCUGUAAACUUGAAUAGGGAAAAAAUCUCUAUUCUUUACCUGAAAUUUAGAAUUUCACUUAAUUAUUUAAAACAGUAUUCAGAGAAGGGAUCUAUAGGCUUCACCCACAGACUGCUAAAGACGUCUACAACAGAAAAAAAGGAUUAAGCACUUCUGUUCCAAGAUGUAUUUUAAGCUCUAAAUUUAUGAUCAUAUGAUCUUACUUCAUGAUGUGGAUACAUUUGUCUGUUAACACACAAUUCAGGGUCAAGAGAGGCUUGACUUUUCUUGGCCCAGACAAUAGCUCUUGACCUUGUGGGAUGAUCUUUUGGGAUCAUCAUUUUGGGAUUAUUAUUCUAUUCAUUAUAUUCUCCAAUCUCUAGUAUGUUCCUAGCCUUGAAACCAGGGAACUGUUACAAAUUUACAGAUGUGUCCCAUCUCCCCCAUAAUCUCCCUUCCUAAACAUGACCCCCAGGUGUCUCCAUCAGUAAAGGCCCACAAAGUCUGGAGUUCAGAAGAUGAUAGAUUUAGAACUGGCCAGCACUUGAGAGGUCAUCCAGUUGUCAAAUCCCUACUUUUUACACCAAAUCCAGGGGCUCUUCCACUGCACCAUGAUGUAAAGGCAAGGGAGGACCCCCCCCCCCCGACACACACACCCUAUUGCAGAAAACUUCGUCUGGUUUUCUGGGUUUUGUCUUGGGGAAGAUAAGGAAGAAAAUUUGUUGAGACCAGCCCAGAGGAGCCAGCUUCUCUGUCUAGCUCUCACAAUAUCUCAGAGCCUGGAUACUGACAUUGUACUUUAGGAGUGGGAGCCAAGGAACAUCCUGGAGACUUCUAGGCAGUACAUCAUCCAUCUCAGGAUGGCUUAUGGUCUUUGUGGAUGGUCACUUACUUCUGAGUGUAAGCAUGUAUGACUUCUGUCUUUCAUUUGCCUCCAUUGGUGAUUUAAAUAGAAUUCCACUGCAUAUUUUCCCCUGGAAAAAAAAUUGAAUUUUUUUCUUUUGAACUUUUUUUGGGGGGUAUAUGUGCUUGGCUUCUGUCUGCCUUUUGCUCUAGUUAGUCUUCUGCCAAUCCACUCUGAAUUUACAAGCUGUGCCCAAGUGCUUCAAAUAAUAGUGACAUGUCUUAUCAACUACAUCCUUGGUAGCCAAGGUGAAUGUGUCACCCCACUGGAAAUCAGCUGCUGAGAGAUUAGAGAAAAACAAAACUAAAACAAACUAAAAGAUUUUCCCACGAGCAGGCAAGGAUUGAUGUACUCUCUUGUAGGAGGGCUGUUACCUUUUUGCUACAAUGAAACACAGACUUUGAAUAUCAGUAAGGUCUUGUCUGCCAAAGUUAAAGGCUCCAAUAACCCUGGGGCACGCAGGUCGGGGAUCUUGCUGGAAUCUUCUCCCCUUCAGCCCUUUGCUGUACAUAUAAAGAUAUUUUAUCUUGUUUAAGCAUUAACUAGACUUAGGUUUUAGUCCAUGGAGCUAAAUGAUCAGCCAGAUGGCAGAUGCAGAAUUUGAACCCAGGUCCCUUGACUCCACAAUCAGUGAUCUUUUCCCUAUUCUCUAGGACAUCUAGACAUCUUCUAUUUCCUAUGGAGGUAGGGAAAGAGUGUCCUGAGAAGUUUCCAACUGUUCUGCAAUAGCAUUUUAAGUUCCCAGGGGACAUUCUGUAAGUGCUCAGACUCUUUGAUUUUAGGGUUUUUGUGCCCAUUAAACUGAAGUCAGGGGUAGGCAACAAUGGUUAAAUACCUGUGAUCAAUACAAGCAUCUGUAAAGCUUCUCAGUAUAUGAGCAUAUCAAACUGUUGGAAAUAUAUUCUCUUGUUUUGAUCUAUUCUCUGAUCCCUUCUUCUUGUUCCUACUAUUUUUGUGUUUCUAGACUUCCCUAUCAUGUCUGAUGGGCAAACAUGAAGCCUCUUCCAAGUAUUAUUACCUUCUCCCAGACAUACUAUGGGGGUAGAGGAUAAAGUGAGUCAUUAAUAGGAGGAAAGUGAGUUUUCCAUCUUUGGGUCAAAGUUGAAGGAGCCUUAAAGCCAAAUUACUGAACUCUUGGUCUCAGACUGACAGAAGACAGACAUAGUUGAGUCUAUGUUCCAGUUCUGUUCUGUAAUGCUAAAAGCCCAGAUGGGGAAGCACUGCUAAGUUACAUUCAGUCUUUGGCAAUUAGGACAUUUUGCCUUAAGACCCUUGAAUUAAAUUUAAACUCUGAUGGAACUGCCAGUUCCCUUUUUGAGUACUUGGUAGUGCCCAACGAGGAGAUCCCACUGAUGAUUUCCAGGAGAAAAAGGAAAUCCUUUUCAGUAGGUAAUUAGUUCUAUCAUUCCACUUAUUGCCUUCUAGUUCAAUUCAAUAAAAAUGACCUUUACUAGCCUCUUCUCUCUCUCACGGGAGGAGACGGCCCUCUCAGAGCCAAUGAACAGCAUCAGAAAAUCAAGCCAUCCUUUUAUCAUAGAUGUUGAUGUUGGGAAGAGGGUCUUUGCCUUUGUUUUAUGUUGGUUUUUCCCCCCAAAGAUGGUCAUAAAGCUCACAGAUGUAGUGCUUUAAGGGGCCUUGGAGGUCAUCUAAUUAAACCCAUCUCAUUUUACAGAUCAGGAAACUGAGGCCCCAGUAGGCCAUGUGACUUACCCAAGGAUGUAUAAACAGUGUCAGAGGCAGAAUUCAAACCUAGGAGCUACAGUAGAAGAGACCUUGGACUGGGAGGGGUUUCAGAGGCCAUUUAGCGCUAGUCCUUUAUUUUACAGAUGAGGAAACUGAGAUACAGAAAUUAUAUGAUUUGCACAAGAUCAUGUAGGCAGGAUUUUUGGAGGGAGGGAAGGAGUUGAAUCCAGAUCCCCUGGCUCCAAGGUCAAGUGUUUUUUCUACUGUGCCAUACUGCCUCACUUAGGGAAAGAAGGUCCAAGUCAGGGUAGGAGUUGUUAUGGCAGCCAUAAAACUAACAGCAGUGGGCAUCAGAUACUGGAAGAGAUACAGACCCCAUAGAGCCCGUAUGAAUUCACCAGAACUAAUGUGACCUUUCCCAUGGUCUAAUUUGUUUCAAGUGGAACCAGUAUCACGUAAUCUCUUGGACAUGUUUCUCCAGUUACAUCUCUGGAAAUGGAUUCCACACCUCUCUCAAAACUUUUUUUCUCAGAGUGGGUGUUUUUUUUUCUUCUUCCUUCGAUCAGUGACCUCUGAGUCAUCAAAUGCAUAUCAUUAUCUAAUGAGGAGGUCAAAAUCUUGUCUCUCAUUGAAGUGUCCAGAUUGAAAAAGAUGUCAGUUCCUCAUGAAUGUAUUAUCUAAUUAUACCGACCCUUGGUCAGUAUUUGUACAUCUCUUGAAAAAUGUCCAUGUUGAUAUUUCUCUGAUGCUGCAUGGAUCCUUUGGCGCGGGUACGGCUCCUUCUCCUGGGGCUUCUCCGGUAUAUCACACUUCUUUUUAUUCCUUCCUCCACAAAGUUCCCAGGUCUCAUUCCCUCCCCCUCUGCAUUUGUCACUUUGUUCAAAUGAGCAUGAAUAAAAAGUCGUGCAAACGAACAGAUACUAUUUUUAUGGUCAGCCAAGAAUGCUGCCAAGAGCUCUCCUGUAUUGUAUAUCUCCAGUUUGGGAAUGUUCAGAGGAAAAUGCAGGCACCACCUCCAUGAAGAAUAUUCCCUUCUCAGACAUUUUUAAACAAGCACAAAUAAGAUUUGUAAAGAAGUUUAAUUUUAUUUAUUAUAGUAAUAAACUAUUUUAUACAUGA
Dromiciops gliroides (monito del monte) is the source of this 10208-nucleotide messenger RNA. RefSeq names its product potassium voltage-gated channel subfamily H member 1 (gene KCNH1). The record is from RefSeq and is a predicted model, not a curated record. The transcript has 11 exons. Gene Ontology annotation, biological process: potassium ion transmembrane transport; regulation of membrane potential. Gene Ontology annotation, molecular function: delayed rectifier potassium channel activity. The coding region runs from base 236 to 3124 and encodes 962 amino acids. Gene Ontology annotation, cellular component: membrane. Lineage: Eukaryota; Metazoa; Chordata; Mammalia; Microbiotheria; Microbiotheriidae.